Messenger RNA from Seminavis robusta, 762 nucleotides. Lineage: Eukaryota; Bacillariophyta; Bacillariophyceae; Naviculales; Naviculaceae. The record is from the annotation of a GenBank genome assembly.
AUGACAGAAAUAGAAGUCUGCAUCGACUCGGUGGAGGGUGCAAAAGCUGCUAGCCGGUAUGGAGCUACCCGGGUGGAAUUGUGUGCGAAUCUGAACGAAGGAGGGACGACACCGUCGGCAGGAAUGAUUGCCAUGGUCCGCGAGGCACUGGCAACGACCAGAACAACAGAAUUGUACGUUAUGAUUCGUCCUCGUGGGGGAAACUUUGUCUAUUCUCAAGACGAAUUGAGUGUCAUGAAACGAGAUAUUCAAAUGUCACGACAGCUAGGAGCAGACGGGGUUGUUCUGGGGUGUCUCACAGAAGGCGCUACUACAUGUAUUGAUGUACCCGUCACCAAGUCGUUGGUACAAUUGGCACAUCCUCUUUCCGUCACAUUUCAUAGAGCCUUUGACUGGACCAAUAAUCCAACUUCUAUGGAAGUAACGCUGGAAGCUGUCAUUCAAACGGGCGCCAAACGAAUCUUGACGUCUGGAUUGGCACCCUCUGUGGAGCAAGGCACGGCAACCCUGAAGAAGCUGACCAAACUUGCCGAGGGUCGCAUUGCCAUUAUGGCAGGUUGUGGUGUCCGUCCUGACCAUGUGAAACUGCUAGUCCAAACUACCAAUGUACAAGCCGUCCACUUUACGGCACGGAGAAAAGUCCUCAGCAGACAAGAAUUCAAUAACAUACCCAUGGGGGCCAGUGCGGAAGAUGACAUUCAGUACGAGGUCGACCAUGAAAAGAUGGAAGCAAUUCGUCAAGCUCUGCAAGAGUUGAGUUAG